AACAUGGCGACGGACUGGAGCGGACCGGGGCUCACGUUAACUUUACUCGUGUUUUCGUGUGUUUUCUCGGGCAGCGAGGCCGCGGCGGUGACUCCGGAGCCCAGAGGGGUCACCCGGAUCCUCGGCUGGCGGCUGGAGAGCAGCGACAAGCCGGCCGGGACCACGAAGGACGGGGACAUCCAGGUGACGGAGGGCAGCGACAUCCGCUUCAGGUUCUACGGGCUCCACUUGUUCCCCAACAGCUCGGCGCUCAUCAGGUUCAUGGAGCUCGGGUCCAGCGAGACCGAGGAGGAGAUCCCCGGAGCUAACACGCCCGCCCUCAAUAGGACUUGUCCCGAGCACACGAAGGAUAUAGUCGUGAAGGGGGCCAUGAAGUUCUUCAACCAGAGCAGCUCCGGGGUGGUCAGCGUCCAGAUCAAGCAGCUCCGCAAGAGCGAGAUGGUGAAGCUGUUCGCGUUGUGUGUCCGCGAGCCGCAGGGGGAGGACUGGUUCCUGCUGGACGAGCGGGACGGGAGGCUGCGGGUGGUGGAGGUGAAGAAGUCCCUGCUGCCCAUCUGGCUGCAGGUCAUCAUCAUCGCCUUCCUGCUGGUGCUGUCCGGCAUGUUCAGCGGGCUCAACCUGGGCCUGAUGGCGCUGGACCCGAUGGAGCUCCGCAUCGUGCAGAGCUGCGGAACCGAGAAGGAGAAGAAGUACGCGAGGAAGAUCGAGCCCAUCCGCCGGAAGGGCAACUACCUGCUGUGCUCACUCCUGCUGGGGAACGUGCUGGUCAACACCACCCUCACCAUCCUCCUGGACGACCUCACCAACUCCGGGUUCGGCGCCGUCAUCGCCUCCACCGUGGGCAUCGUGAUCUUCGGGGAGAUCGUCCCCCAGGCGCUGUGCUCCCGGCACGGCCUGGCGGUCGGGGCCAACACCAUCAUGGUCACCAAGCUGUUCAUGCUCCUCACUUUCCCGCUGUCGUGGCCCAUCAGCAAGCUCCUGGACUGCAUCCUCGGCCAGGAGAUCGGCACCGUGUACAACCGUGAGAAGCUGGUGGGGAUGCUGAAGGUCACCGAGCCCUACAACGACCUGGUGAAGGAGGAGCUCAACAUGAUCCAGGGUGCCUUGGAGCUCCGGACCAAGACGGUGGAGGACGUCAUGACCCCGAUCAGCAACUGCUUCAUGAUCCACAGCGACACCGUGCUGGACUUCAACACCAUGUCCGAGAUCAUGGAGAGCGGCUACACGAGGAUCCCCGUGUUCGAGGACGAGCGCUCCAACAUCAUGGACGUCCUUCACAUCAAGGACCUGGCCUUCGUGGACCCGGACGACUGCACCACCCUGAGGACCAUCACCAAGUUCUACAAGCACCCGGUCCACUUUGUCUUCCACGACACCAAGCUGGACUCCAUGCUGGAGGAGUUCAAGAAAGGAAAAUCCCACCUGGCCAUUGUGCAGAAGGUGAAUAACGAGGGGGAGGGAGAUCCCUUCUACGAAGUGUGCGGCCUGGUCACCCUGGAGGACGUGAUCGAGGAGAUCAUCAAAUCAGAGAUUCUGGACGAGUCGGACCUUUACACUGAUAACCGCACCAGGAAAAAGGUGGCGCCCAAUAAGAAUAAGCGAGACUUCUCUGCCUUCAAGAACGAGAAUGAGUCGAAUGUGAAGAUCUCUCCUCAGCUGCUGCUCGCUGCUCAUCGCUUCCUGGCUACAGAGGUGACCCUGUUCAGCCCGUCGCAGAUCUCCGACAAGGUGCUGCUGCGAAUGCUGCGGCACCCCGAGGUGAUCCAGGAGAUCAAGUUUAACGAAAGCGACAAGCGCUCGCUCAAUCACUACGUCUACCAGAGGGGCAAACCCGUGGACUACUUCGUCCUCAUCCUGCAGGGCCGAGUGGAAGUGGAGGCUGGUACCGAGAACAUGAAGUUUGAGACCGGACCUUUCUCUUUCUACGGCGUGAUGGCGCUCAGUGCUCCAACACUAGAGUUCCGUUCUCCGUCUCACAUCAGCGGGUUGAACCGGACGGCGUCUCUGAGCGGAGCGGACCGGACCGAGUCGCUCUCCGUCAGCGGCAGCAACAGCCAGCUCAACAACAGCUUCACCUCGCAGCAGUACACCCCCGACUUCUACGUGCGAGCCCUCAGCGACCUGCAGUUUGUUAAGAUCACACGGGCUCAGUACCAGAACGGCCUGAUGGCGUCCCGUCUGGACAGCACGCCUCAGUCCCCGGAGAGCGGCCACAACGCGGUUUGCCUGGAUCAGACCACCCCCCCCGCCAGCGCCAACGCCACCGCCGUCACGUACCUGGCCUCUGACUCCGUGGCAUCGGAGAACGGGCCGGACGAGACCACGCUCCUCCUCCUCAACGAGCAGAACUCACCGCACACAGCCAACCACAACAGCCAGCUGGAACACAACAUUUGACCCCCCCCCCUGCCCCCACGUUUGCAAGCAUGCACUGCUACGCUCGGAUAAAUGCUGAGGAGGAGAGGAGUGUGUGUGUUGGUGUGUGUGUGAGAAUGGGAAUGCAGACAAAUGCCAGGGCCAGGCCCGGAGAAACAAGCCAUGUGCACGCAUAUCGUUGAAUAUGCAAGAAUUGAACACUACAGACAUGCACGCAGACAAACCAAAAUGCACCAUGGGAACUCUCCUUGUACACUUUUCACAUAAAGAGACUCGCCAAACCACAGAACUCAUCUAGUUCACCGAAAUCAAAAGGAUAUCUGCAUCUGUGCACGUGUGUGUGUGUGUGUGUGUGUGUGUGUGUGUGUGUGUG
Limanda limanda (common dab) is the source of this 2749-nucleotide messenger RNA. RefSeq names its product metal transporter CNNM4 (gene cnnm4b). The transcript is spliced from 7 exons. NCBI's taxonomy places the organism in Eukaryota, Metazoa, Chordata, Actinopteri, Pleuronectiformes, Pleuronectidae. Gene Ontology annotation, molecular function: sodium ion transmembrane transporter activity; magnesium ion transmembrane transporter activity. Gene Ontology annotation, cellular component: plasma membrane. Bases 4 to 2397 code for a protein of 797 amino acids. The record is from RefSeq and is a predicted model, not a curated record. Gene Ontology annotation, biological process: magnesium ion transport; magnesium ion homeostasis.